AUGUACAAUUCCAGUGGUGAACUGGAAUUGGGCCAGGGGCCAUGUUUGCGGACUCCCGAUCAAGAUGCCUCUGCCAUCACGGGCACGUGCACUGGUGUCACGGCCGUGCUUCCGCGAAGCAGAAAAGGCUGCAAUUCUCUGUUCUCUUUGAGGUCCUUGAUUUUCCCAUUCCUGAUCCGAAGCGGAAAGCCCAUGCCCUUGUACACGUUUGCGUCGGCCUUCAUGUUCUGUGGCUACAAUGGCUACUUGCAAAGCAGAUACCUGAGCCAGUACGCCAUGUAUGCUGACGAUUGGGUCACAGAUCCCCGAUUUCUAGUAGGAUUCUGCCUGUGGUUAAUGGGCAUGCUGGUAAACAUCCAUUCAGACCACAUCCUGAGGAAUCUCCGGAGACCAGGGGAGACUGGGUAUAAGAUACCGAGGGGAGGCUUGUUUGAGUACGUGACGGCAGCCAACUACUUCGGGGAGGUGGUGGAGUGGAGCGGCUAUGGCCUGGCCAGCUGGUCCGUCCAGGGCGGGGCCUUCGCGCUCUUCACCGCCUGCUUCCUCUUCACCCGGGCCCAGCAGCAUCACCAGUGGUAUCUUGAGAAAUUUGAAGAUUAUCCAAAAUUCAGAAAAAUUAUAAUCCCAUUUUUGUUUUAAGUCCAUUGUCCACGGAAUGAUCUUUGACUUGAAGCAUUUCAUGACUAUAUAAAUGAAUUAUGUCUCUGUCAUUUUCCUGCUACUGGAUCUUUUUCAAGAUUUGCUGUAGGAAUUAUUCCCUAUGAGUCUAUAAGCUACCUAAUAACAGACUAAUCAGACUGAAAUGCAGGUUGACAGACUGGGCUGCAUACCGAGUGGAGAAUCUGGAACUCCAGGUCAUCCCAGCGGACCAUUUAUCUGCUUUCGGAGCCUCCUGUUGACUACUUACAGCUAAGUGUGCAUAAGACCAGAAUGACAAGCCGUAUCUGGUGGCCUCUGUGGGCUGAAACCCAUCACUGCCCCUCAUACAACCCAUUCCAGCCAUCAAUUCAAGGCCAAAGGCGACGUUGCUCCCUCCCCUGAUAAAGGCAGGACUGCCUCUCUGGUUCCUCUCAUCCCACUGGGUCAGAGAGGCUGAGGCACCCAUGGUGGGUUACAGACCCAGGGAAAUGCCUGAGCCCUCACUGUGCGUGCUGUUGGGCAGGGAACUUGGGGCAGAGAAAGAGACAUAGGAGACCUGGCUGAUGCCUGGACGUAAGUCAUCUGGCACUUUCUACAGCCUGGCACCCCAGCUGACUGCACUGCAGGGCACGGUGCCAGAUGUGCUCAUAAGGGUAGGCCGCUCUGUCCUCCACUCAGAUGACUUCUUAGAGGCCCCGUGAUUAUGUUCCUCCUUAUGCUGAUUGCCAGGGGCAUCAGUAGUCUGUGGUCUAAGAUGAUUUUUUUUCCUUCUGGGUAGAAUGAGGAUGUUAUAAGGCACUCUUUUUAAAGUGCCCUCAAUAUUACAAAAUGGUACCUUGAAACAGAAUUUCUUACUCUAGAUGUACUUGAAAGGCCCAUGGAGAUAAAUGGCAGUGAUGAUAUUUACUGCGCAUUGCCGGAAAGAAACCUCCUAGAAGACACUCUGUGAAGCUCUGAUGGUCCAACGGUGGUGUCCUCCAGGCCUGGGACAGCGGUGCCGGGGUGGCCACCUCCACAGAGCAAGAAACCGCGGGAGCAGGGAAAAGAGCAGGCUGUUCACUCUGGCCCGCUGACACUGUUUGCUGGUUGUGGGCGUGGGUGUCCCGAGCACCCAGAGGGCUGGGCCCCCGCACCCUCUCCUGGCUGGCCUUCCCAACCAGGGUCGGUGUCCUCACGAGGUUUUAUGUAGAAGCCGUGUUCUCAGGGUUUGUGAUUUUGAGAGUCUCUUGUGGCUUCAGAAUUCACAGAAAACUUGCCCGAUGCUACUGUGCUUCAUUUUCACUGGAAAGAGCACAUUUUUGAAGAGAAACUUUGUUAUUAAAAGAACACCAUUCCGGGGCACCUGGGUGGCUCAGUGGGU
Enhydra lutris kenyoni (northern sea otter) is the source of this 1999-nucleotide messenger RNA. Its product is annotated as steroid 5 alpha-reductase 1. The record is from RefSeq and is a predicted model, not a curated record. Gene Ontology annotation, molecular function: 3-oxo-5-alpha-steroid 4-dehydrogenase activity. The transcript is spliced from 6 exons. NCBI's taxonomy places the organism in Eukaryota, Metazoa, Chordata, Mammalia, Carnivora, Mustelidae. Bases 1 to 639 code for a protein of 212 amino acids. Gene Ontology annotation, biological process: steroid biosynthetic process.